Messenger RNA from Aspergillus terreus NIH2624, 366 nucleotides. Its product is annotated as mRNA splicing protein SMD1. The record is from RefSeq and is a predicted model, not a curated record. The transcript is spliced from 3 exons. Bases 1 to 366 code for a protein of 121 amino acids. Gene Ontology annotation, biological process: spliceosomal snRNP assembly; RNA processing. Gene Ontology annotation, molecular function: RNA binding. Lineage: Eukaryota; Fungi; Ascomycota; Eurotiomycetes; Eurotiales; Aspergillaceae. Gene Ontology annotation, cellular component: commitment complex; precatalytic spliceosome; U5 snRNP.
AUGAAGCUCGUCCGAUUCCUGAUGAAGUGCGCCAACGAGACGGUGACGAUUGAGUUGAAGAACGGCACAAUCCUCCACGGCACAAUCACCUCCGUCUCGCCGCAAAUGAACACCGCCCUCCGCACCGUCAAGAUGACCCCCAAGGGCCGCGACCCCAUCUCCCUAGACACCAUCAACAUCCGCGGCUCCACGAUCCGCUACUACAUCCUGCCCGACAGUCUGCCGCUGGACACCCUCCUCGUCGACGACCAGCCGAAGCCCAAGAACAAGGCGCGCAAGGAGGCCGACCGCGGCGGCCGUGGUGGCCGGGGCGGUCGCGGUGGACGAGGCCGUGGACGCGGCAGGGGCCGGGGCCGUGGAUUCUAA